Molecule: messenger RNA, 1011 nt
Organism: Cokeromyces recurvatus
Lineage: Eukaryota; Fungi; Mucoromycota; Mucoromycetes; Mucorales; Mucoraceae
Exons: 3
Coding region: 212-931 (239 amino acids)
Source: RefSeq, a predicted model, not a curated record
UCACUUUCUCUUUUUUGGAACUGGCCAAGGCAAUACAGCAUAAAAAUUGCGAUAUGCUCAUUGGUCAUUUUAAUUUAAAUAAAUAAAUUCUUUUAAUUAUAUUAAGCAUAGAAAAAUUUCCGAUUUCCCCCUCCCCUUUUUUUUUCCCUCUCUCUUUUUUAUUUUUUAUUUUUAAUUUAUAAUAAAAGAUUAUAUAUUGUGAGAAACAAUUAUGGUGAAGAAAGAGAUAGUAUUAGAGUUAGAUUUAACUGAUACAAAAAUGAAUACAUCUUCCACAACAGAAGAUUUAAACAAUGCAGAGGAUACAAAUCAAGAAAAAUCUUCUUUAAAGACAAAAAGUAAAAAAGAAUUGAAAACACAAAAAUCUUUAAAAAAGACAAAGUCAUUGCCUGAGCUUGGAAACAUGAAUAACAAAAAAGAAGAAAAGGAUUCUAAAAAGAAAAAAAAGACCUCCAGAAAAAAGACUAUUAAAAAGGAAGGUAAUAAAGAAGAUGCAGUUACUGAUACUGCGAAAACCCUUAAUAAGAAGAAAUCUAAGGAAGAAAACGGUACUGCGGAACAUCAACAACAGAAAAGUGAGAUUAUUUCUCAGCAAACUCUAAAUGAGGAUAGUACUAAACCUGAAAAGCGCAGCAAUCACAAUGAAAAAAGAAAGAUGCCGUCCAAGAAGGUUUCCAGUAAUGACGAUGAAAUAACAUACACGGUUGAUUAUAAUAGUAUAAGGGAAGCUCUAUCUGAAUCAUUUAGCUUAGAUGAUAGGCAUAAAUCUGUACAUUUUGCUCCGCUAAUUAUAAAGUCUAAAAAGAAGAAACAACUACCCUUACCUCAAGUUUCUAAAUCUGCUUCACCAUCAAUACCUGUAGAUCAGUCUCCAAGGACCUCAAAUACUUCUUCACCUUCUGCUAAGAUUCAUAAUAGAUCGACAUGCUGAGGUUCCUCCUCCUCCUAGUUUGACUACCAAUAAUACUGCGGACAAAAAGAAAAAAUCUUUAAAAACUACGCAUAAUGAAA